AAGCCCGAGCCCGCCUCCCCGGCCAGCGCCGCCGCUCGCCAUGGCCCCCGCGCUGCUGCUGGUCCCCGCGGCCCUCGCCUCCUUCGUCCUGGCCUUCGGCACCGGAGUGGAGUUCGUGCGCUUCACCUCCCUGCGGCCGCUGCUCGGAGGGGUCCCCGAGCCCGGCGGUCCCGAGGCCCGCCGGGGGUGGUUGGCUGCCCUGCAGGACAGAAGCAUUCUUGCCCCCCUGGCUUGGGAUCUGGCUCUUCUGCUUCUGUUUGUGGUGCAACACAGCCUCAUGGCCACCGAGAUGGUGAAGGCGUGGACAUCCCGGUACUUUGGAGUCCUUCAGAGGUCACUGUAUGUGGCAUGCACCGCCCUGGCCUUGCAGCUGGUGAUUCGGUACUGGGAGGCGGUCCCGAGAGGCCCGGUGCUGUGGGAGGCCCGGGCGGAGCCGUGGGCCACCUGGGUGCCCCUCCUCUGCUUCAUGCUCCACGUGGUCUCCUGGCUGCUCAUCUUCAGCAUCCUGCUGGUCUUUGACUAUGCUGAGCUCAUGGGCCUCAAACAGGUAUAUUACCACGUGCUGGGGCUGGGCGAGCCCCUGGCUCUGAAGUCUCCUCGGGCCCUGAGGCUCUUCUCCCACCUUCGGCACCCGGUGUGCGUGGAGCUGCUGACGGUGCUGUGGGCGGUGCCCACGCUGGGCACCGAUCGCCUCCUCCUGGCGCUUCUCCUCACCCUCUACCUCGGCUUGGCGCACGGGCUUGACCAGCAGGAUCUCCGAUACCUCCGGUCCCAACUCCAAAGAAAGCUGCAGCUUCUCUCCAGACCCCAGGAUGGGGAAGCAGAGUGAGGAGUAGCUCCGGCCCUCAGCCCUACACUUGCACCUCAAAGCCAACCCCCUCGGCAUCCAGGCCGGGCUCGCUGCACACAGGCUGGAAGCAAUGCUCUGGGGGAGGGCGGAACGACUGCCCCUUCCCCUGCUUGGGACCUCGGGUCUCGGUCCAGACUCUAGAUUCAGAGUUCCGGCCACCUACGUCCGGGGUCCGCUUCUCAGCCAUCAAGGAUGGGUACAGAGCUGCUUUUGUCUGAGGGCCUGCCUCGGGCGCUCGCUCCCCUGGCCCCGGGACACUGCCGGGAGCUGUGUCAGGGCCUGUCUGCAGGUGGCGCUAUCCGUGCCCCCACCCCACCCCUGCCUUACUCUCUCCACCUCCCCAGGUCCCGCCCUACCGCCCCGAGGUGCGUCUCCUACGGCGGCGUCUCUCGGUUUUAACUCGGGUUGACUCGGGGCUCGCUGCUCUCCCCGAGGAUAUGCGCUGCAGAAAAAUUAAAAUGUUC
Molecule: messenger RNA, 1314 nt
Organism: Psammomys obesus (fat sand rat)
Lineage: Eukaryota; Metazoa; Chordata; Mammalia; Rodentia; Muridae
Gene: Nrm
Product: nurim
Exons: 4
Coding region: 41-829 (262 amino acids)
Cellular component (GO): nuclear membrane
Source: RefSeq, a predicted model, not a curated record